GCGAGUGAAAGAGCAAGCGAACGCCAGAGAGAGUGAGCGAGUCAGGGAGUGUGUGCCAGAAAGAGUCUCUGCAUGUGUGUUUGUGUGUGUGUGUGUGUGUGUGAGAGAGAGAGAGAGAGAGAGAGAGAGAGAAGCGCUUGUUUCAGUCCCGGUAAGAGGCUGAGCCACAGAAGUUUGAAACUGACAAGCUGAAGGAAGACGGUCUCCUCACCUCCUUCUCUCCUCACUGUUCUACACUCUCUCCCUCACCUACUUCUCUCUUUCCCUUCCUCUUCUUCUCUCUCUCUCUCUCUCUCUCUCUCUCUCUCUCUCUCUCUCUCUCUCUCUCUCUCUACUUCCCUGUGCGUUUGAAUUACCACCACCAGGACUUCGGACCAGCACUGACAGCGGCCUCCGGUCCUCACCUGUUGGGCAUUGGGACAGUGGGACUGCUGAGGGCAGUGGGGCCGGAGUGUGUGUGUGUGGAGGGGGGACGAGUGGAUGUCUUCGACGGAUGCCGUGGGUCUGUCCAGACGCGAGUGGAACUUGGGGGAGCAGCAUGACCCCCCUGCAGUGAGCGACGGGUACGUGGAGGAGGGAUUUGGCCAAUCGAUAAGCAUGACGGAUGUGGACAACACGCUGUUUGAGGAAGAGGAGGCCGAAGGCUGUGAGGCGCGCGAGUCAGACAGGGACAGUGCUGUGGAGAGCGUCCCCGGCUCCGAAAGCUCGGAGGGUGGACGGUCCACUGAAGGCCUGGGCCUCUUCUUCCCUGAAGAGAAGCGUGGCCAGAUGAACCCCUUCGUGACCUCUGACCGCUCCACGAUCUCCUCGGCGUCCCUGAACGAGGAGCAGUUUGAGGACUACGGUGUGGGUGAUGAUGUGGAGUAUGCGCCCAGCAGCCCUGACGACGAGACCCGCACCAACGGCCACUCAGACCUGGGCUCAUCUGUGCCCUCUAGUGCGGGCCAGACUCCUCGGCGGGCACGGCCACCGUACAGCAGUGAACAGAUGGACGUCUUCUGCUCUCAGUGCUGCAAGAAGGUCAACCUGCUCAACGACCUGGAGGCCCGCCUCAAGAACCUCAAGGCCAACAGCCCCAGGAAGAUGUCCAGCACUGCGAUUGGCAGGCAACUCCUCCACAACAGCAACAUCAGUAGCAGUAACGGCAGCACGGAAGACCUGUUCAGAGACAGCAUCGACUCGUGUGACAUCGACAUCACUGAGAAGGUGAGUUACCUGGAGAAGAAAGUCACAGAGCUGGAGAAUGACAGUCUGAUGAAUGGGGAUGUCAAGUCCAAGCUGAAGCAAGAGAACACUCAGCUGGUUCACCGGGUGCAUGAGCUGGAGGAGCAGCUGAAGGACCAGGAGGCUCGUGCGGAGCGCCUGAUGGAGGAGGAGCUUAGGAGACACCGCGAGGCCUUCAGCAAGAUGGAGCGUGACAAGAACACAGAGAUCGAGCUCCUCUCCAACCGACUACAGCAGCUCGAGGAGGAGAACACAGAGAUGGCUGUGAACAUGAACCGACUCAAAUCACAGGCGGAGAAACUGGAUGAGGAGAAACAGAGAAUGACUGAUAAACUGGAGGACACCAGCUUACGGCUCAAGGACGAGAUGGACCUGUACAGGAAGAUGAUGGAUAAGCUGAAACAGAACCGGCACGAGUACCAGAAAGAGAAGGACGCCAUGCAGGAGCUGAUCGAGGAGCUGCGGCGAGAGCUGGAGAACCUGCAUCUGUACAAGCUGGAGGCCGAGAGGCUGGGCCGCACACGCAGCUCCUCAAUCAGCUUCCCAGACUUCAACCCCCGCACCCGCGAGACCGAGCUCGAGCUGGAGGUCAAGAGACUCAAACAGAGGACGGCUCCGCAGGAUUUGCCCCCUGAGCUGCAGCACCUUGUGUCUGCUGGGGCCAGGCUGCGUCCCAGUCUCCUGGAGAAUCAGAAGCUGAGGGAGCAGAACGAGGAGCUGAAUGGCCAGAUCCUCAGUCUGAGUCUCCACGAGGCCAAGAACCUGUUUGCCCACCAGACGAAAGCCCAGUCCCUGGCUGCAGAGAUAGACAGUGCCUCCCGAGAUGAGUUGAUGGAGGCCCUUAAAGAACAGGAAGAGAUCAACAUCCGCCUCAGGCAAUACAUGGACAAAAUUAUCCUGUCCAUCCUGGACCAUAACCCCUCCAUUCUGGAGAUCAAGAACUAACUCCACCAGAGGGGAAGAGGAGUGGAGAUGCUACACUGGACAUAUAGCACCCCCUGUUGUCUGUGCUGUGAACUGCACCCAUGCUGGAAAACUGGAACUUUUUGCCCAUGUGUGUUGGGAGGGAAAAAAAGAGAUUUUUUUGUAUGUCUUUGUUACAAUCUGUGAAUCUUUAAAAUAUAUUAAUACCUUUCAUGCACUUUUUGGAAGAUUAAGCUGCCAUUGCCAUCGCUGUAAAUCAACAAAACCAUUGAGGGUGAAAUCACUGAGAGUGAGGAGGUGUGGGCAUUCCUGACGCAAGGUGCCAGGUGGUCAGCUUCCCUCUGGCCACCCUGUGCUUGAGCUAACGGCACAGAGUACCCCGAGAGAGGGAGGCAGUGCAAGAGUGGUCAGAGGUGUGGAAGAGACCGUAGCAUCUCAACGUUUUGAGAAGUGCUUGUACUACUGAUGAUGGCACAGAAUGCUGGAGGGGAGGCAGGUUGUCUGUGACGGGCCAGUUGCCAUAGCGAGAGGUUGUGGUUGUGUUCAGUAUGUGCUAAUGAGGCUCGGGGCUCAUGUGAAGUGCCUGUGGUUGUGGAGAAGGGAAACUGAGAGCUCAUAAACAUGGACCACGAAUGUGAUGAGAGAAAUAAGAGCAGACUGUGGAAGUGAAGUUGAGUGGAGGGAGUAUGCAAGAGACUUGCACAAGGCAAGUGCCUAUUCUAAUACUUGGGUGAAAGGAUGGUAAACACACAAAUGUGCACUGUAAGAGUAUGUUACAGAAUCAGUUUAAAGGAUAUAAAUGAUGGGUUACUGACCAAGGCUACAGACGAUGACAUAGACAGUUGCGGGUCAUACACUUGAAUGUACAGUAGCACAGACUAUGUGAAUGUCACAAUGCCGAAAUUAUAUAGGUUACUUGAACUGAGGUGGAGGUUGUUCCUGAGGCGUUUGAGUGUUGUCACGGUGACCCAGAGAUCACAUGGUGCAAGCCCAUCUUUUGCUAACUUUUGGUAACUUAUAAUGAAGGGACCAUUUUGCAGCAAUCCAAAAUCAUGGUGUGGUUUGUAUAAGUACUGCCAGGUAUAGGCCUAUACACACACAUACACACUUGUAUGAGGUCAAUUUGUUUUUCACCAGCAAAUUACUGUUGAAUCUACUUAUGUGGACUGUCAUGACAUGUGCUCAUGUGGGAGGAUCACAGACUGAUGGAUAGACCGAUGCAAAUAUACACCAGGACUUCUGUAUCUUUGCCAGUGGCUCAAUGACUGUCAACCAAUAAUAAUUUAUCAGCAAUGUAGGCUCCAGCCAGGUGAAUAGGACCCAGCCAGAGUGUAUUAUCCAGCAUUUCAGCAACGAAGCCAGUAAAAAAUUCUGUUUUUUGACUGUUGUAUAGGGAUAUGACAUUACUGCAAAAACAUGAGGUCUAGUUUUGCUUCUUGCACAAAGCAAUUUCUUUGCAUGUAGGCUACUUCUGGUGAUUGUGCCUGGCCUUGCCUCCUGUCUGUUCCACAUGGAUUCAUGUAGACCAUUAAGAGUAUAGUAGACUGACUUUAUAGAGACGUUCAGUGUCUUAACAUUUUUUGUGAGAUGUAAAUGUUGUACAGAUUAGUUCAUUUUUGUUUUGUUUUUCAAAAUCAUUUUCAGGGCUAGCAGUAGUGAACUUGUAGCAGGACAUUUGACUGUGUUCAAAGGUAGUCCUAUCAGGACAAAAUCUCCCAAACUUAGAGAUUUUUUUAUUUAAAAAAAUAAAUAAAAUAAUCAUAAUAAUAAUUUGAUCUCAUGGAGUUAUUGUAUAGUUGAAGGGAGUAUGGUCCGUCUGACUGCUGCUUUAUGUGAUGCUGUUCUCCCUGAGCCAACUGAUGAGCUUUCUUCGGAGUGCAUACACUGCACCUUUUUUCGUCCCUUUCUUUCAAAUUUAAUAUCCUUUAAACCUACGGGGAGAAGCUACCACCAGUAGCUUAGCUUAGGCCCAGUUAGACACAAGCCGAGUAAACCUACAGAUGAGCGGUCAUCAAGUUAAUUGGAAUUUGUGUUUUAAGUCAUAGCCUCAACACCUGUUGUUAAUAUCCGGUUAAGUCUAUCUUGUGUUGAGUUUGCUAAGCUAAGUUUUUUUUCUUGUGAAAAUAAAAUCAUUGCAUAAAUAAAAAUAUGUUGAACAA
Alosa alosa (allis shad) is the source of this 4307-nucleotide messenger RNA. RefSeq names its product RAB11 family interacting protein 4 (class II) b (gene rab11fip4b). The record is from RefSeq and is a predicted model, not a curated record. Gene Ontology annotation, cellular component: midbody; endocytic vesicle; cleavage furrow. Bases 481 to 2169 code for a protein of 562 amino acids. NCBI's taxonomy places the organism in Eukaryota, Metazoa, Chordata, Actinopteri, Clupeiformes, Clupeidae. The transcript has 14 exons. Gene Ontology annotation, biological process: regulation of cytokinesis; endocytic recycling.